AUGUCACAAAUAUCUAGAAAUGAUUCGGCUACCACUGACACUUCAAUAUCAACCUCGGGAUCUACAACGGUAUUGUCCACAUCCUCGUCCGAUAAGGACACUGUGAGUAUAAACCAACAACGCGCAAGAAUAAGGUCCGGCUCAUUAUUUGUCGAGGGAUCUCAUCUAUCUCCAUCAUCGGAAACGAAAUCAUAUAACAUUUACAUCGAUGAUACCAAAUACGAUAAAAUCUUUAGAGGAGAUUCAACCUCAAGUGGCACGGGCAGUCCGCAGGUCUUCGAAGAUGCUAAAGAUGAUAAUUUCCACGAAGAAUCACAUAGAGCUUUGGAGAAUUCAAUUUUGGAUUUAAUACGACGAGGCUCGGAAGCUGCAGAAUUCCCAUUACCUCCGCCAUGCUCAAGUGACAGAAACAGAAAUUCUUCCCACGGCUCUUCCGCAGAAACGAAUCCGAAUGGACACAGUAGCAGCGGUACUAUUUCUACUUCAGUACUUUUGAAUUUGGGUUCCGCUGAAAAGCAUGCUGAGACCGCCAGGGGUGAUUAUAUAGAUUCAUCUUCAGUAAAAUCAUCAGAUAAAAAAAAGGAGAGACGUUCUUCGUCAUACUAUCCGCCAUACUAUCCACCAAAUGGAGGUAGCCCACAAAACGAACAGCCAGGGAAUACCGUUUCGAAAAGCCGAGCCUCAAGUCAAGUGCAGGAUGAAUACUCUUCAUUUUCCUCUGUGCGGUAUGAUGACGGGUUCGUACCAUCGAUUGAAGAAGCUGUUGAAGUAUCUAAGAAAAAGAUUUCCAAUGACGCAUCAAAAGAUGUUUUUCCUGACCAGACUUUCAUACCGCAUGAGUUUCAAAUACCAAAAAAGGCUUGGAAUAGGCCCUCGGCACAUACCCCUACAAAGUCAUUUCCCAUGGUCAAAACUCCAAGAAACCAUUAUCUGCUAACCGACAUAUUAAAACCGUCUGAAGCGGUUGACCUUGCCAAUCAACAAAGGUCUCCUACCUUGUUAAAUAACACAUUACACCCUAAUACAUGGCAUAGCUCUGCUAAAGAAGGCCCCCAACCCCGAAACCAAGAUGAAAAGCUGCGGGAAACCAACCGAUCCGCUCCAAAUCAUAUUUAUCGUUCCCAAGCUCCUCUUGAUGUAGGAGCGAACACCUCGGGUGGUCAAAACUCACUGUAUCAUGAAGAACAUUCAAAUAAUGCGGAUGACUAUUCAGUUUCUAAAGAAAUCGGUCAAGAAAAUCAGGAUGGCACAAAAUACGAAUACGAAACAUUUGCUAAAGGCGCGGACCAAGAAUGGCAAUCGCCCUUUCAAAUGCACACGAUACCCAUUCAGAGAAUAGACACAUCCUCCAUACAUUCGUAUGACUCCCAAACGCGUGGAUUCUCCGAAGUCUAUAGUAUAUCAAGAAUCAUGGUGACACUGUGCACCUGUGUUUUAAUUCCGCCGCUGUUCUUUUUCUUUUCCAUUGAUGGAAAUAACGGUAUUUCAAAUUAUAGACUAAUGAGAAUGAUAAUGAAUCAUGAGCAUAGAAUUGGCCUACUCAAAGGAUUCGAAUGGGACAUUGACAUAAAAUGGUUCAGAACGUUAUGUUUUAUUUUAGGAUGCAUAGAGUUGUUAGCUAUAUUCGCUGGUAUAGGAAUAGGAUUUGGCGUGGGAGUAACUCGAGAGUAG
Messenger RNA from Saccharomyces eubayanus, 1671 nucleotides. RefSeq names its product Bud9p (gene BUD9). NCBI's taxonomy places the organism in Eukaryota, Fungi, Ascomycota, Saccharomycetes, Saccharomycetales, Saccharomycetaceae. The transcript has a single exon. The record is from RefSeq and is a predicted model, not a curated record. The coding region runs from base 1 to 1671 and encodes 556 amino acids.